GCCUGGACACUCGUGAUGCGGCUCCAGUUCUCAUUGCCACUGGGUGCCCCGUUUCUAAAAAACCAAUCAGCGUCUCCGCGGUCUCCACCGACCCGCCCAGAUGCUUCUUCCCAGACCCAGAGGCUGCGAGUCAUGGGGCCGCGAACCCUUCUCCUGCUCCUUUCGGGGAUCCUGGUCCUGACCGAGACCCGGGCUGGCUCCCACUCCCUGAGGUAUUUCCUCACCGCCGUGUCCCGGCCCGGCCUUGGGGAGCCCCGCUUCAUCACCGUCGGCUACGUGGACGACACGCAGUUCGUGCGGUUCGACAGCGACGCCCCGAAUCCGAGGAUGGAGCCGCGGGCGCUGUGGGUGGAGCAGGAGGGACCCGAGUAUUGGGAUCAGCAGACGCGGAUAGCCGAGGACGUCGCACAGAGUUUCCGAGCGAACCUGAACACCCUGCGCGGCUACUACAACCAGAGCGAGGCCGGUGAGCAACGUGGGCCCGGGUCCAGGUCACGACCCCCAUCCCCAGGGACCGGCGGGGUCGCCCCGAGUCUGCAGGUCCGAGGGUCACCCCAACACUGCGGAACACGCCCGGCACCCCCACCCGGGAGGAGCCGCAGGGACUUGACCAGAGAUUACCUCGCCCUGAACGAGGACCUGCGCUCCUGGACCGCGGCGGACACGGCGGCUCAGAUCACCAAGCGCAAGUGGGAGGCGGCAGGUGUUGCGGAGGAACACAGGAACUACCUGGAGGGCGGGUGCGGCGAGUGGCUCCUCAGAUACCUGGAGAACGGGAAGGACACGCUGCUGCGCGCAGACCCUCCAAAGGCACAUGUGACCCAUCACCCCAUCUCUGACCGUGAGGUCACCCUGAGGUGCUGGGCCAUGGGCUUCUACCCUGAGGAGAUCUCACUGACCUGGCAGCACAGUGGGGAGGACCAGACCCAGGACAUGGAGCUUGUGGAGACCAGGCCUUCAGGGGACAAGACCUUCCAGAAGUGGGCGGCCCUGGUGGUGCCUUCUGGAGAGGAGCAGAGAUACACAUGCCGUGUGCAUCACGAGGGGCUUCAGGAGCCCCUCACCCUGAGAUGGGAACCUCCUCAGACCUCCUUCCUCACUGUGGGCAUCAUUGUUGGCCUGGUUCUCCUCAUGGUGGCUGUGGUGGCUGGAGCUGUGAUCUGGAGGAAGAAGCGCUCAGGUGAAAAAGGACGGAUCUACACCCGGGCUGCAAGCAGUGACAGUGCCCAGAGCUCUGAUGUGUCUCUCACGGUUCCUAAAGGUGGAUUCUUUACCAACUGAGCUACCAGGGAAGCCCUAUAUGCAGAAUACAUCAUGCAAAAUGCUGGGCUGGAUGAAGCACAAGCUGGAAUCAAGAUUGCAAGGAGAAGUAUCAAUAACCACAAAUACGCAGAUAACACCACCCUUAUGGCAGAAAGCAAAGAGGAACUGAGGAGCUUCUUGAUGAAAGUGAAAGAGGAGAGUGAAAAAGUUGGCUUAAAACUAAACAUUCAGAAAACUAAGAUCAUGGCAUCUGGUCCCAUCAGUUCGUGGCAAAUUAAUGAGGAAACAAUGGAAACAGUGACAGAGUUUAUUUUGGGGGCUCCAAAAUCACUGUAGAUGGUGACUGCAGCCAUGUAAUUGAAAGAUGCUUGCUGUCUGGAAGAAAAGCUAUGGCCAACCUAGAUAGCAUAUUCAAAACCAGAGACAUUACUUUGUCAACAAAGGUUCAUCUAGUCAAAGCUAUGGUUUUUCCAGUAGUCACGUAGGGAUGUUAGAGUUGGACCAUAAAGAAGGCUGAGCGCCAGAGAAUCGAUGCUCUUGAACUGCGGUGUUAGAGAAGACUCUUGAGAGUCCCUUGGACUGCAAGGAGAUCAUACCAGUCCAUCCUAAAGGAAAUCAACCCUGAAUAUUCAUUGGAAGGACUGAUGCUGAAGCUGAAGCUCCAAUAAUUUGGCCACAUGAUGGGAAAAACUGACUCAUUGGAAAAGACCCUGAUGCUGGGCAAGAUUGAAGGCAGGAGGAGAAGGGGAUGACAGAGGAUUAGAAGGUUGCAUGGCAUCACCGACUCAACGGAUAUGAGUUUGAGCAAGCUCCGGGAGUUGGUGAUGGACAGGAAAUCCUGCUGUGCUGCAGUCCAUGGGGUUGCAAAGAGUUGGAUAUGACUGAGUGACUGAAAUGAACUUUUGUAUUUCUUUGUAUAUGCAUUUUUAUGGGGAAAGUAUCUAUAAAAUUGAUCAAUUUACAUGUGACCCACCCAAAAGUCUUUUAAGUACUAGUUUAGACACCAAGCUAUAAUCUCUAUUCCAUGAGGACUAAUAAUCCAACAGUCUUAGCAGAUCCAAUGACAUGAUAAAAAUGCUCGUCUUUUUCUUGGCAAUUACCAUUCUGGGUCAAGAUAAGUUAGUUUACUUGCUUAUGUUCACUUGCAAUGUCUGUAUGUUUCUUAUUGUGAGCUGAUAACAAGCAUGUCACAAACCAGCACAGGCUUACAGAAGAGAUAAAGUAUCUUUUGUUUCGAUAGACUUGUAUUCUGACAGCUACCCUGGUGCCAGAAAAAUAGCAGGAUUGAAAAAUUAAGCCUUGGAGAUUCCAUUUUUAGUAACAGGGUUGGCCUGGUUUUAAGGCUUACUUGUCCAGUGAAAACAAAUAAAAAUAAUAGAUUUAGUAUAAAAAGCUUCCAUAAGCACAGUACCAAGAGAAUCAAUGUUUAGGCCAAAAUAUAAAUGUGGGUAAUAUUUCAGAGGGAGAAGUUGUUUUUAUCCUUAAGGCAUUAGCCAAAUCUGGGAAAAAUCUUACCUUUGGUUUUCUGAAGCUUAUGAGCUGUAAUAGGAAAUGUAAUCCAGAGAUUAUUCAUGUGGGGAGCAUAGGUGACAUCCCCUCCUUGAAAAUUCAGAAACCAAGAGUCAUAUCCUCAGAGAGGAUGUGGAGAGUUUGGAACCAUGGAACCAGCUAGUGGGAAUAUAAAAUGGUGUUGGAAAACAGCCUUGAAGUUCCUCCAAGUUUGAAUCUAGCGUUACUCUAGGACUCAUAAAUUCCAUUCCUAGGUAUUUACCUUGGAGAAAUGAAAAUGGUAGUCUACACUACCAUGUUUAUAGCUGACAUUCAUAGCAGCGUUAAUCAUGACAGUCAAACAGCAGAAAUAACUCAGAUCUCCAUCCCUUCAUGAAUGAAUUAGUAAAAGUGGUACAAACCUGCCUUGGAAAAUUAUUUGAAAAUGAAAAGAAGGAAGUACAGACAUCUAGUACAUGGAUGCCUAGUGUGGGUGAAC
Molecule: messenger RNA, 3250 nt
Organism: Dama dama (fallow deer)
Lineage: Eukaryota; Metazoa; Chordata; Mammalia; Artiodactyla; Cervidae
Product: BOLA class I histocompatibility antigen, alpha chain BL3-7-like
Exons: 8
Coding region: 16-1281 (421 amino acids)
Biological process (GO): antigen processing and presentation of endogenous peptide antigen via MHC class I via ER pathway, TAP-independent; immune response; antigen processing and presentation of endogenous peptide antigen via MHC class Ib
Cellular component (GO): external side of plasma membrane
Molecular function (GO): peptide antigen binding; signaling receptor binding
Source: RefSeq, a predicted model, not a curated record